CUUCUCCAUGCACCUCCAUGAAUAAAACAAACUAGAGGGGGUAUGGUUUCACCAGAUGGGUUUGGGAUGUAGAUGUCAAAGCUCUGAAAGUUGUUGGGUGGGACAUAAGAUAUGUCAGUGUAUUCCUCCAUCACGACUUGGGAAUAGCAUGUGAUCGACUUUGUCGUUCGCCGCAGUUGAACACAGCCACCGGUCUGGCCCUAAUGACGUCACUUUUGCUACGCGCGCCACAAAUUUGGUUGACGUCACUGAGCAUAGUGCAGUCUAUAUAACGGCAGCACCCCCCACUCAUCUCAAACGUAUAGGACCCUCCAACAUGCCGUUCACAGCUUCCGAUGUUUGCAAGGUAAUUUGUGCUAUCCUUCUUCCUCCUUUGGGCGUAUUCUUGGAACGGGGGUGUACAACCGACCUGCUCAUUAAUUGCCUACUAACUCUUCUUGGUCCAGGAAUUAUCCACGCACUCUACAUUAUUUUAAAGUAUUGAGUGGUAAUGUGACACAUACUACCACUCUUCCUCAGAGUCGAGCCUUCCAUAAUCCGCCGAUGAAUUGGUGGGAUAUCCAGGAGGGGAUCAGAUACAUUGCAUCCAUG
Molecule: messenger RNA, 591 nt
Organism: Suillus bovinus
Lineage: Eukaryota; Fungi; Basidiomycota; Agaricomycetes; Boletales; Suillaceae
Exons: 7
Coding region: 317-484 (55 amino acids)
Cellular component (GO): membrane
Source: RefSeq, a predicted model, not a curated record